CCAUCGCUUCUUUUUUUGGGUCAAGUGCAACGUCCUGCUCUCAGAAACCAAACCCACUUAUCAACUCUGACGAAUCUUGGCAAUCAAACAAAUUCAAUCAAGUCAUUAACUGUUAGUUUUAAUUCCUGAAUCGAUAAAAAAGAAGAAAAGGGAGUCUUUUCUCCCCCUCAUUUCUCGGAAUCUGAUACCCGGGUCUUGUCUUCUGGCACUUUAAUACAUUUUUAUGUAAUGGAAUGUGAAUACAUAAUAACUGUUCGUGGACAUGCGUGAAGGGCUAUAAGUAAUUUUGUCUGUGUUUUAUUGCCGUCCUUAAAUUUGGGGAUGUGAUUUGAGGCUGGGAAUGGUCAGAGAUGGCUCGGGAUGGGAGCGUUGUGCCGGCCGAUCCGCAGGCUCUGGUGGCUGUCAAGAAGAAAACGCAGUCAUCAAGGAGUUGGAUUCUUUUCGAUUCCACAGGUCAGGGCUCCAUUCUCGACAUCGACAAGUAUGCCAUCAUGCAUCGAGUUCAGAUUCAUGCUCGUGAUCUUCGGAUUCUGGAUCCUCUACUUUCCUAUCCGUCUACGAUAUUGGGUCGAGAAAAAGCUAUUGUUCUUAACUUGGAGCAUGUCAAAGCAAUUAUCACUGCUGAAGAGGUAUUGCUGAGGGAUCCAACAGAUGAAAAUGUGAUCCCUGUUGUUGAAGAACUUCAAAGACGGUUGCCUAAAGCAAAUGCCAAUAACCUCCAAACAGGAGAUCGUAAAGAGUAUUCUGUUGGACAGUAUGACAUGGAAGCAGCUGAGGAAGACGAGUCCCCCUUUGAAUUCCGUGCCUUGGAGGUAGCUUUAGAAGCCAUUUGUAGUUUCCUUGCUGCACGUACAACAGAAUUGGAGAUGGCCGCUUAUCCUGCAUUAGAUGAACUUACCUCCAAGAUUAGUAGUCGUAAUUUGGACAGGGUUCGUAAACUAAAAAGUGCAAUGACUAGAUUGACUGCUAGGGUUCAAAAGGUUAGAGAUGAGCUUGAACAAUUACUGGAUGAUGAUGAUGACAUGGCUGACCUAUACUUGUCAAGAAAGUUAUGCUCAUCCUCGCCAGUUAGUGGAUCAGGUGCUGCCAAUUGGUUUCCUGCUUCCCCCACCAUUGGAUCAAAGAUAUCCAGAGCGAGUAGAGCAAGUGUAGCAACAAUGCGUGGUGAUGAAGAUAAUGUGGAGGAGCUUGAAAUGUUACUGGAGGCUUACUUCAUGCAAAUUGAUGGCACAUUGAACAAAUUAUCUACGCUCCGGGAGUACAUUGAUGAUACAGAAGAUUAUAUUAAUAUUCAGCUUGACAACCAUCGUAAUCAGCUUAUCCAGUUAGAGCUCUUUCUGAGUUCAGGAACUGUCUGUACGUCUAUCUAUUCUUUGGUGGCUGGAAUAUUUGGAAUGAAUAUCCCGUACACUUGGACGGAGAACCAUGGUUACAUGUUCAAAUGGGUAGUUAUUGUCACUGGACUAUGCUGUGCAACUUUGUUUAUCUGCAUAAUUGCUUAUGCUCGUAAAAAGGGGCUAGUAGGAUCGUGAAAUAUUGAUCAUUAUUCUGGAAAUGUGUUGAGAGACUAACUCAAGAACGCCUACAUACUGUGCGGUGAUCACUGUUGAGAGAAUUUUUAUUGUAGGGUGAUUCAAGAUUUUGUUCUCGAGAAUAAUAAAUGUCGAAGGAUCCAGUGAGAGCCACCGAACAUCCCAAGGAAUGUGGGUUGAUAUGAAGUAUUUUUAUUUUUUCUGGCACCAACGCGGCUUGAAAACAGUUCAGAGUCUAAGCUAUGAAUUCAGAUUUCGUUGAAUUGUUGAUAAUCAUCAGUGUGUACUUUGAGGGCACACUAUUGUACUGCUUUUCAUUCUUAGUUGAUAUCAGUUAUCCUAUAUUUACUUAA
This is a messenger RNA of Neltuma alba, 1885 nucleotides long. RefSeq names its product magnesium transporter MRS2-I. NCBI's taxonomy places the organism in Eukaryota, Viridiplantae, Streptophyta, Magnoliopsida, Fabales, Fabaceae. The coding region runs from base 351 to 1532 and encodes 393 amino acids. Gene Ontology annotation, cellular component: membrane. The record is from RefSeq and is a predicted model, not a curated record. The transcript has 11 exons. Gene Ontology annotation, molecular function: magnesium ion transmembrane transporter activity. Gene Ontology annotation, biological process: transmembrane transport; magnesium ion transport.